Messenger RNA from Aspergillus mulundensis, 1203 nucleotides. RefSeq names its product methionine adenosyltransferase. The coding region runs from base 1 to 1203 and encodes 400 amino acids. The record is from RefSeq and is a predicted model, not a curated record. NCBI's taxonomy places the organism in Eukaryota, Fungi, Ascomycota, Eurotiomycetes, Eurotiales, Aspergillaceae. Gene Ontology annotation, molecular function: methionine adenosyltransferase activity; ATP binding. The transcript has 5 exons. Gene Ontology annotation, cellular component: cytosol. Gene Ontology annotation, biological process: S-adenosylmethionine biosynthetic process.
AUGACCAUCCAGCACGAGCCCGAAACCUUCCUCUUCACCUCUGAAUCCGUCGGUGAAGGCCACCCGGACAAGAUCUGCGACCAGAUCGCGGACGCGAUCCUCGACGAGUGCCUGCGGCAUGACCCGCUGAGCAAGGUCGCCAUCGAGGUUGCCGUCCGUCCUGGGCUGGUCAUUGUCUUUGGCGUUGUAGACUCGCUUGCCUGUUUGGACGUGGAUGGUAUUGUCCGCGAGGUGCUGCGGGACAUCGGGUAUGAUAGUCCGGACCAGGAGCUGGAUUAUCGGACGUGCGAUGUUAUGGAUUACGUGGAGGUGAGAAGCGUAAAGAAAUUGCCCAAUAGCAAUGGCAAUGGAAAUGGAAAUGGAGCCCUAGUCUCGGGCUCGUUUCCCAGUCGAGCUGAGAAGGAGGUUGCGGGGGAUCAGGGUAUGGUCUUCGGAUACGCCACGGACGAAACACCCCAGUUACUGCCCCUAACAAUCGACCUGGCCCACCGCAUCUCCCGCGCCCUCAAAGCCGCCUGUAUCGAGGGUACACUCCCCUGGCUGCGCCCGGAUACCAAAGUCCAGGUGACGGCCGAGUACAAGCAAGAGGGCGGACACAUCGCGCCGCUUAGGGUUCACACCGUCGUCGUUACGGCGCAGCAUACGCCCGACGUAACUGUCGACGAGCUCCGCGGCGCGAUUCGAGAGAUGGUGGUGCUCAAGUCGAUUCCGGCGAUGUACCUCGAUGCCAGGACCGUUUACCAUAUCCAACCCACCGGCGACGUCGGCGUCACACCCUCAGGCAAAUUCGCCGGCGUAACGGGGCGCAAGAUCGUCGUUGAUACAUACGGCGGCUGGGGCGCCCACGGGGGUGGCGCGUUCUCGGGGAAGGAUUUCCGCCAGGUCGACCGCUCCGCAGCCUACAUGGCCCGCUGGAUCGCAAAGUCCCUCGUGCACGCUGGCCUGGCACAGCGCUGUCUCAUCCAGCUCUCGUACUCAUCAGGCAUCGCGGAGCCACUGAGUAUAUUCAUCGACACGUUCGGGACUAGCCAGGUUAGCGUGGAGCGGCUGAAGCAGAUUGUGCGGAUGAACUUUGAUCUGCGGCCUGCGGGAAUUGCGAUGGAGUUAGGGCUCAUGAGCCCGAUUUACUAUGCGACGGCAAAGAAUGGGCAUUUUACGAGUGGUCUCUUCCCCUGGGAGAGGGUGAGGGAGUUGGUGCUGUAA